CGAACCCGAUCCGAUUCGCUGGUUCCGAAUAUAUUGGCAUUUUCUUUCUUGACGAAGGCCGAUCAGGGGUGUCGGAAAUUGUCGAUGAUACCUGCAGUGAGCCGAGUUGUUAUUUCGAGGAGGAGAGGGUCGAUGAUGGAGUCAACUCGGGGCUCCACUCGCUACUUUUCCGACGGCAAGGGCCGAGUUCUGAGCGAGGAGGAACGCGCUAAGGAAACGGUGUUUAUUCAGAAAAUGGAGAGGGAGAGGCUUGAGAAGCAGAAGAAGCAUGCUGAGAAAGAAAAGCUGGAGAAAGAGAAAGGGAGUGCUGAGAAGAACACUGAAGGGACUCAUAAGGGUUGAACUUGAACUGGCAUCUUGACUACGUAACAUCCCAUUGCUUGAAAGCAAUGAUGAGAAAUAAAAACUGAGACUUGUGACUUUAAUCUUAACUAGAUUUGGUUUUUGUAAAUUUUUGUGGCUUCUUUUACCAUCUCAUCUGCUAAACAGGUAUUGACUGUCUUGCUGUGUGUGGUUGAUGGUACCAUUAAAGCCAGUAUUUUCUAUUAUUGGAAUGAUUAGGAUCACCUUUUGAUUAUAUUGCUGCAAGCUCAUUUUAUUUCUCU
Messenger RNA from Rubroshorea leprosula, 605 nucleotides. The record is from the annotation of a GenBank genome assembly. NCBI's taxonomy places the organism in Eukaryota, Viridiplantae, Streptophyta, Magnoliopsida, Malvales, Dipterocarpaceae.